AUGAAUCGUAUCAUUUGGGUUGACUUAGAAGACCAGGAAGUAGAAGUCCGUAAGGUUGAAAGCAUCAAAAGAAAGAAAGCAGCCGAUCAGUAUGAUAUAGCUGAUCCUUUCUUCCAGGAAGAUGAAGAUAAAGGUACUGAUGUUUUGGCUUGUGAGUACCAACACUUCUUCUGCUUAGCCGGCGAAUCAGUACAAGGCCUGGAGAAGAAGAAAGAAGAGCUUGGUGGGGAGACAAAGAAUAAGAAAGAGAAAAGAGAGAGUACUAGACAAGGGUUUAUGGACGAUAAAGAAGUCCUCCUAGCUAGUCUGAGUGAAAGACCUCUGGCUGAUUUACCCGAGCAAGCCAGACAAUUACUAGUGCUGGAAAUACUGACGGCACAAGAGCCCAGUUUAUCCGGACUGCUUGCUGACGUAAGAGAGAGUCAGUCAAAACAAAAGGACCAAAAUGGAGUGGCACUAAUGAGUAAGGAAAGACUAGCUAUGAUUGAGGCAGAACUAACUCGGAUCUUUACUGAGGAGUACCUGGUGGCCAUAGGCGAGACAACUAAGACCGAGAGUGCUGAACUACUGGAUAUAAUUAAAGGGAUUAUUGCCGCCCAAAAAGCCGAGAUUGACUUGAAAGAGCCUAAUGAUCCGACUGAGGCCAAGUAUGCUAAGUUAGUCUUUGAUGAUAGUUUUAUUGAGUUAUUAUCACAGUAUACGGAUAAGGAGUACUUACUCUUUUACUUAAACCUUUACUUGUCCAAUAAGAAACGAGUCUUAGAGUAUACGGUUAAGAAAGCUAUUUUCCAGCAACUGCAAGAACUUUUCCCUUCUACUUACGGUUCAGUUGGUUCCAUUGGGAAGAAGAUCUCAUCUUAUAAUCUGAAACGCAAGAAUAAGAAGGCAGCGGCCACGACCACCUCUACUACUCCCGGCAAUACUAAGAGUAGUCCUACCAAGCCAACUACAAGUAAAACCCAGACUAGUACUAAAUCUGCUACUCCUAACAACACGGACAGUUUGCCUGCUACCAAUUCAUCAGCUACUAAUUCAGUUUCUACCAACUCAACUGCUACUACUGAUAACAAUACGGAUGCUUUACCAACUACUUUAUCUAAUCCACAGACUACUUUAUCUGAUUCACCAACUACUGCCAAUCCACAGACUACUUUAUCUAACCCAAUACAGACUAAUACCAACUCAAUACAAACUACUACCAAUUCAGAUGACGAACCUAUCACCACACCUAGUACACCUACCUUACCUACUCCUACACUUCCUCCGACUAGCUCACCCUACCAUAGUACACCAUCACGGCCUAACUCACCUCCUUCCAAUCCAACACCUAGUAGUGCUCCGAUGAGCCAUGAAAGGGAUGUUCCGUUGCAUCAACUUCUCUCUUCCUUGGACGACCCAACGCUUUCCUCGGAGGAAUCUGACUUGGAAGGCGCAAAUACUAAACGGGUAAAACUUGAAGACAACGACGAGGAGGACGAGGAGGACGAGGAAAAAGAUGGAGCUGGUGGGUCAGAUAGUGGUUUAGGGGAUACCCAGCAAUACGAAACACUUGAUUUAAAUGAAUAA
Nematocida homosporus is the source of this 1566-nucleotide messenger RNA. RefSeq lists its product as uncharacterized. The transcript has a single exon. The coding region runs from base 1 to 1566 and encodes 521 amino acids. The record is from RefSeq and is a predicted model, not a curated record. NCBI's taxonomy places the organism in Eukaryota, Fungi, Microsporidia.